AUGGCUGCGGCUGCAGUGGUGCCACGCUUCCGGCUGACCUUCAAGCAGCCUCUUCAAAGCGGGAAGUUGGCCAAAUCAAAAGAAGCAAAGCGUUCCAGACCGUGCUGCAAAAGGAAGGCAACGUCACGAAGAGUUGCUGUUUCUGAGGGGACAGUGCCCAAAGCUCGCAAUGCUUUUGCACUUUUUAUGAAACAGCACAACACUGCGAAGAAAGGCGCCAGCAAACAAGAAUUCCAACAUGAAAUGCAACGCAUUGCCAAAGCUUGGGCAAAAUUGACACAGUCUGAGAAGAACACCUACAAGGAAAAAAGCAGAUCGGAGUUCACUGCACAAAGAGACGCCAUGAAAAGGCAUGGCUUGCCCACGCGCCGCAUGCAGAAUGAAACCGUGCCAAAGCAGCAGUCACAGCUGUCUCAGCUGUCUCAGCUAUCCACACAACCUGUGGAAGACCAGGACCAGGCGCUCCUCAGAUUUGGGAAGAUCACGGUGAUGCAAGGUGAGCUUCCUGUUGGUGAAGGCUCUUACGGGACUGUGCUGAAAGGCCUCAUGCCCUAUGGCCGCUUCUGCGCUCUGAAGAUCUUCAAGGGCAGCAAAGCUAUGAUCUCCUUGAAGCAAGAGGUUCUGAUUUUCAAUCAAAUCAAAGACAAGCUUCAAGAAGGAAUGCGGCAACUCUUUCCUUCCUUGUUGGAAGUCGAAUGCAAACCGCAGCCGUUCCCCUACUUGGCUUUGGAGUUUGCUGGGUCAAGCGUGUCCCAAGUGCUCAUCCAAAAUGGUGCUUUCACUGGAAGUGCAAUGCAGCGCCUAGCCAUGCAGCUUAGAGCUGCCCUGCAAGCUUUGCACAGCAUCCGCAUACUUCAUUUGGAUCUCAAACCGGCCAACAUUCUGUGGGUCCAGGAGACUUCAUGCAUGAAACUAGCGGAUUUUGGAAUGUCUGAGAUGAUGGGGAUUGAAGCUGCCUCGAUAAGGUUCGAUGGAUAUGUUAGUGCUCCCUAUAGACCACCUGAGCUGUGGAACACAUCUUCCGGAGACAUUUGCAAGCAUCUGCGCCCAUGCGUCGACAUUUGGUCAUUUGGCUGCGUGCUUUUUGAGUGUGCUACAGCAUCCCCUCUUAUGGCACCUCUUCCUCCAGCUCGCAGCUGCAAUCAUAGUGUGAAUGCAUGGUGCCGCUCAUGGGACGGCUUGCGCCAAGCACGGAUGAUGACAGAGCCAGCUGCUCGAAGAUUGCAGGCUCGUAUGUUGAGGUGGGUCUUCAAAGGUAGCAGCUGCAGCGGCGGCGACAAACUUAUGCGUGGAAGGGCAAGAACCGAAAAGAGCGUCUUCUACACGUUGCUGUGGACGACGGCUGUGGUAGCAGCUGCUAUCAGCGGAGACAGUUCCAUCGUUGAAAUGCUUCUAGCAGCCAAUGCUGAUGUGGAUGCUCGCAAUGCGAACGGUGUGAGUGCCAUAGUUGCUGCUUCUCACUUGGGGCACUACGAGGUGGUGGAAAAGUUGAUUCAGGCUAGAUGUGAUGUCGACUCUGUCAACAAGGCAGGUGCUACCGCGCUUGUAGCUGCCGCUGAAGGAGGGCAACUUGCGGUGGUGGAACUGUUGCUUGAGGUUGGCGCUAUGCAGUCCACGCCACUUUUUGCAGCUGUGCAGGAGGGGCAUGAAACCAUUGUAUCUUUGCUGCUGAAAAACAACGCAGAGCCAAAUCACGUGGCAGCAAAUGGUGCCAGUGCACUUGCAGUUGCAGCCCAGUUGGGAUUUGCCAACGUUGCAUCAUCUCUUCUGCAAUCAAAUGCUAUGGUGGACUACCAGAAUGAGCAGGUCAUGAAUGCCUCUGCUUUGGUGCAAUCCUCCCAACAGGGUCAUGUGGACAUGGUGGAAGUGCUGCUUGCGGCAAAGGCUUCAGUGGAUUUACCAUGCAGUGAUGGUGCAACGGCUCUCAUCCUGGCCUCUCAGGUGGGCCACCAGGCAGUCGUGUCCAAGCUGCUAGCUGCAAGGGCAGACCCCAACAGGGGCCGCAACGAUGGUGGGACGGCGCUCAUGUUUGCUGCACAAGAAGGCCAUUUGAAAGUGGCGAAGCAGCUGCUGACUGCUGGUGCCGAUGCUAUGGCUUGCGCAGCAUCCGGAGCCACUGCCGUGUCCCUGGCAGCGAGAAAUCAAGACAAGGCCAUGCUACGUUACCAGGUCACAGCACGGAUGGCUGAUACGCGGAAACAGCUUCAACAGCAGGAGAUGUCUGCGCAAGAGCUGCAUGCUCUUGACCUAGAAAGAGCUGACGUUGCAAGGCUUCACGAGCAGAUAUGCCUCGAAAAUCGAGAAAAAGAGGUCACCAUCACUCGACUCAACAACGAUAAGGACUUGGCGAGACGAGUGGCAGGUGAGCUUGCGGCAGAACUGCGCAGGGUUCAGGGCUUGCAGGACACUUGGCAUGACCGAGCUGAACAAUAUCAGCUGGACAUUCUGGUGAUGCAGGAACAGAUUUCUGAUAUCAACCAGAGGGUCUCUUCCUGUGAAGAAUCGCAGCAGAAGGCCCUGGAGGAAGAUGCAAAACUCAAGGGCGAUGUGGCAGCUGCCUUUAAUGCAGCACAAGGUGCAGACCGAAGCGAGGCAGUUGAAGCCCAUGCAGUGGCGUCACUACGGCUGAGGCGGCAUCAAAUUCAGUCCGCUCUGCAGCAGACCAAAGUGGAGAUCGCUUCUCAGAAGCGUUCUGCUGAACAGAACUGGUCCCAGGUGAGCCGACUGCAGGAACUUUUGGACCUGGGUCAGGUGAAGCUGAAUCGCUGCACAGCAGAACUCCAGGCCCAGAAAGCAUACAAAAGAUAUUGA
Messenger RNA from Cladocopium goreaui, 2811 nucleotides. The record is from the annotation of a GenBank genome assembly. NCBI's taxonomy places the organism in Eukaryota, Dinophyceae, Suessiales, Symbiodiniaceae.